GCGCCCCAACCGUCGGUAUUUGAAUCCGCGGCGGGCGGACAGUGGUGCGGAAUCGGCGCCUCCCGCUCUCUCGGCGUUGUAUGGCCGCCGGCAGAAUGAGUCUGCAGAUCUGCAACGAUGAAAACGUCACUGGUGACAAAAGUGCAGAAAACUGUGAGUUCCUGUUUUCGCCGCUAGAACCUACCGGAAGAUUAUCUGUUCUUCGUCUGUCCCAGAAAGAAAAUGUGCCACCGAAGAGCACAGUCAAAGCUAUGAAAGUGACUUUUCAGACUCCCCUGCGGGACCCGCAGACACACCGGAUCUUGAGUCCUAGCAUGAGCAGCAAGCUUGAGGCCCCUUUUGUUCUGGCGGAUGCUGUUGGGCUGGAAAACUCCCAUCACAACUGGGCCCAGAAAGAGAACCAACAGUUCACCAAGGAAGCCGACACCAAAGUGACCAAUGGAAUUGUCCAGAUACGGACAGUGGCCAAUGCCAACCUGCCGCCAGGGGAUGUGAGACCAGCGUCUGAAGAUAGGCAGCGUUCCAGUGGGCCCACCUCUGCCCCCCUGGCCAGCCUGGAGCCCUCAGGCCCUCCCCAGGUGCCAGAAAGUCUUGAAAAUCAAGUGGCAUCUCUAGGACCAAUGUCUGGGAGCCCUGAGCAAGCCUCAGAGGAAAAUGCUCAUUCUUGUGUCUUAGAGAAAAGUAUUACGUCCACCUCUGAGGUCCUAGGAGCCCCUUCCCAGAUGGCUCUCCAGGACAGGACGGAAGGUCGUCACGGGGCUGCCGGAGAGAGCUCUAGCCUGGUCCCUGCUUCCUCGGCCAGGGUCACUUUGCCCCCUUCUCCUCCCCUCAAAGGAGCAUGUGGAGAAGGGCCCCUUGAAGACCUGCCUGCCAAGGCCCCCACCGGCCCUGAAGCCACUUCUGGUCCUGGGAACGCCAUCCUGGGCAGCCCCCUGAACACUAGAGGGACCACAUCCCCAAAUCCUCAGAAGGAAGAAGCUGAUGGCCACCAGGCCACCUCUUGGAGGAGUGGGCCCACAGGGCUAGAAUUUGAUUUGUUUGACCAUGCCGCCAGCGGAAGGGAACCGGAGAAGGGACCCGGCCUUAAACCUCCCUCUAGGAUACCAGAGUCUAAGGAGGAAAAGGCACCUGAGGAGGCAGGGGAGGGGCCUGUUCCCCUCCCCCAGGGGUCUUACAACCUGGAUUGGAGCAAGCUGGAUGACCCAAACUUUAACCCGUUCGAAAGUGGAGGAAGGACCCAGCCCCCAGCGUGCCCCCAGAGCAGGCCCGCAGCGCCUGUGGCCAAGCAGCUGCCUGCUGGUCUGGAGGCCACAGGGCACUGCCCCCCAAGCCAGCAGGUGCCUUCGGCCUCGGGGAAUGACAUACUCGUGGCACAGACUGCGGCAGGGACCCCGGGCACAGCGGGCAAGGAGGGAGCUCCGGGCCACGCCGCUGCGUCAGCGCCACCCCCCCCUCCACCCGGGCCGGAGCCCCCCUCGGACCUGGAUGAGGAGCACUUCCGAGACCCAGCGGAGGUUCUAGGCACAGGGGCUGACGUGGAUUAUCUGGAGCAGUUCGGGAGUUCUUCGUUUAAGGAGUCAGCCCUGAGGAAACAGUCCUUGUACCUCAAGUUUGACCCACUCCUGAAGGAUAGCCCUCAGAGACCUGUGCCCAUGGCCCCGGACACCAGCAGGCCUGGCUCUGGAAGGUCAUCCCAGAGAGGGGCCCUGUCACCCGGCCACCUGUGGGACCGUGGGUGGGUCCCCUGCCCCCCUGCCCCCCUGCCCCCCUGCCCCUGCUCGUCCUCCUCUGUGCUCCUCCAAACCCAGACUCCUUUCUUUUCUCAAGAGGAGGCUCAGAAACAGAAAGAGCUCGCAAAAGCUGAAAUCCAGAAGAUUCUGAAGGAAAAAGACCAGCUGACUGCAGACCUGAGCUCCAUGGAAAAGUCUUUCUCUGACCUGUUUAAGCGAUUCGAGAAACAGAAGGAGGUGAUCGAGGGGUACCGCACGAAUGAAGAGUCGCUGAAGAAGUGUGUGGAGGAUUACAUCGCGAGAAUUGAAAAGGAAGGCCAGAGGUACCAGGCCCUGAAGGCCCACGCGGAGGAGAAGCUCCAGCUUGCCAACGAGGAGAUCGCCCAGGUGCGCAGCAAGGCCCAGGCAGAGGCCCUGGCCUUCCAGGCCAGCCUGAGGAAGGAGCAGAUGCGCAUCCAGUCCCUGGAGAAGGCCGUUGAGCAAAAGACUAAGGAAAACGAAGAACUGACCCGAAUCUGUGAUGACCUCAUCUCCAAGAUGGAGAAGAUCUGACAAGGAGGCCCCUCUCCAGCACCCCGCCCUGUCUGUCUGUCUGUCUGUCUGUCUGAAAGGUUUCAUGUUCUUUCUUUUUUUCUUAACCUUAGCUCAUUUUUAAACUAGAUCACUUUAACAAGAAGACUAAAUAAAGUUUCCUUUCGGUUCAA
Hyaena hyaena (striped hyena) is the source of this 2434-nucleotide messenger RNA. Its product is annotated as transforming acidic coiled-coil-containing protein 3-like. Bases 81 to 2282 code for a protein of 733 amino acids. The transcript has 11 exons. The record is from RefSeq and is a predicted model, not a curated record. Gene Ontology annotation, biological process: cerebral cortex development; cell population proliferation; mitotic spindle organization. Lineage: Eukaryota; Metazoa; Chordata; Mammalia; Carnivora; Hyaenidae. Gene Ontology annotation, cellular component: cytoplasm.